This is a messenger RNA of Xyrichtys novacula (pearly razorfish), 12098 nucleotides long. Lineage: Eukaryota; Metazoa; Chordata; Actinopteri; Labriformes; Labridae. The record is from the annotation of a GenBank genome assembly.
CUCAAGGGAAACAUUUAAAGUUUGUGUUUGAAAGCAGAGACCCACAACAGAGUUCAAUCAAAGGAAACCUAACUGGAGUCUUGACACGAAAAGACUGCAGCACAACCCUGAAUAACAUGCAACCUCAGCACAGCAGUGACUAUCGCUUUAGACUAAGUUGCAGUAACAGACUGAAAUAUAUUUUCACUGAUGGAACACGUAUUUCAGUCAAAGGUAAGAUUCAAAGUCCAUUCAUUUUCACUUAAAUCAUGCAGCAGCUCUGUCACCUUGUUUUGUAUAAACUCCUUUGAAACAGAAACAAAAUUAUAAACAAUAGAGAAGAAUGACUGCUCUACCUUCCCACCAGAUGACCCACCAAGUCCCACUCUGACUCCGUCCACUCUGGAGGUCAAAGAGGGAACUGUAGUGAGGUUGACGUGUUCUGCUCCAGCUCCCUGUCUGUCUCUUCCUCCAACUCUGACAUGGACCUCGGGCCUGGGUGAAGUUCAGGAGACGCUGCAGGAGAAUCUGGACAAAACUAAAGUCAAGAUGUCUGUUGUAAACUUCGAUGCAUCACACCUCCAUCACAGACAGAAAAUCUCCUGUACUGCUCUCUACAGAAAACAAGAUGGCAGCACUGAGUCAUCUGUAAACAGCAGUUUGACUGCUGAAAUUACAUGUGAGUAUGUCUGAGCUCAAAGGACAAGUGAAGUCUUCUGGCAUUCAAUUUGUGGGACUUGAAUGUGUGUAAUUAUUACCCCCACUCUCUCACAGCAAUGUUUGAGUGAGUGAUGUUUGUUUCUAUCCAUCUAUUGCGUAAAGUGAACCAAACCAUAAAUUUUUAUUAACAUUGUUUUUCUGCUGCUGCUGAUAUUCAGAUAAACCCAGUUUUCUAGAGGCUUUCAUCUUUUCUCUCUCUCUCUCCCUCUUUUGCUGAUUUUGAGUCAAACUGAGAGGAGUUUCUCUUUUCCCUCUUAUCGUUGGUUAGCUCGUACUUACAGGUAAAGACAUGGUUUACAGGUAUUCAACUUCAUGUCUGAUGAAUUACACGUUAAAUAUAAUUCAAACUCAUUUUAAUAUUUCAGAUCCACCAAAGAAGACUGUAGUGUUGGUCAGUCCCUCUGGUCCAGUUGAACAAAACAGCACUGUGACCCUGACAUGCAGUAGUGAUGCUAACCCACCUGUGAGGAAAUACACCUGGUACAGAGAUGACGGAGGACAGGAGGUUUUGAUUGGGACUGGACGUGUUAAGAGCAUUAAAGCUUUUAAAGCCAGUGGUCAAUUUUUCUGCAGAGCUGAAAAUGAGCUGGGAACUGGACAGUCCACCUACAAACACAUUGAUGUUCAAGGUACGUGUGGUAUUAGAAACGAGUCCCUAUGAAACUUUUUUAAAAUGCUAUAUCAGCUGUACUUCCUAUUACUGAACACAGGUUUUCAGGAGGUGUGAGGUUGUGAGUACGAAAGAGGAUUAGGGCCACAUGAAGAGAAACAACAUGUGCCAGAGUGCAUUGGGUUCUCAGCUUCGUAAAUGCCCCCGCCUCAGACGCUGGGCUCGUCUGUGCUCCACGCCUUCAGGAUCAAUCAACUUGAUCAGUUGACUUAUUGUAUCUUGUGAUACAACAUAAUCUCGCUGUAUAGCACCCAGGUGAAACCAUUGAUAACCCUGCAUCUGCAUCAUUAUCUUCAGCACAGUCUUUCCAGAAAACGAAUACUUAUAACCAUACUGUGUUUGUGUGCUAAAAGAGCAACAUUUCCUUGUUAAUAAAUCCAAUUUUAAAGUGAAGCUUUAUAAACCUAUUCGACAGAGGACAUGUUGUCGAGUGACGAGCGACAAUGCUGUUGAUUCAUUAUCAUUAAUCCCAAAAUUAUUACUUUAUUCAUAAAAUUUUGUCUUUAUUUGCAUCAACAUUAAUCUCUUAAUUUUGAUUUUGAUCUCAAAGUUCCGAUCUAAUUCAUGAAAUUUCGACUUUAUUCAUGUCGACUUUAAUCUCAAAGUUUUGACUUUGACAUAAUCUCAAGUUUUAAAUCUCGAAAUUUCGACUUUAAUUUCAUUCCUGUAAUUUUUUUUUUCUCUUCAUGUGGUCCUAAUCCUCUUUCUUAUGUGAGCCAUCAUGUUGGAAAACGUCUAAAAGUUUAUUUUGUCUGAUCGAUCCUCCUCACUGUAAAGAUCGUCAUGCUGACUUUAUUGUAUCAUAUUUGGUCAGUAUUUCAACAUUUUAUUCUAAUUAAAUGUCAGUUAAUGUUGCCCUCUCAGAGACAAAUACAGUUAAUAAACUUAUACCAUUAGAAGUUACUCGCUGUCAUCAGUCCCACAUAUCAGGAGCAUUUAUAAUCAAGAAAAUAAAUCAGUCCUCUCUCUCUGACAAUCUAUGGUAUCCAUUUAAAUCAUGACUUUCAAAAGCUCUCUAACAUUUUUGUUGAUGAAACGCUCAAUAGAGACUUUACUGAACCAUGCACUGCUGUCUCAACCCUCUAAUGCUGAUGCACUAUUACUCUGUAGCUGGGCCACGAUGGCAUGAAAUGACAGCAGAACAAUGACCGGCUCAUAUUUUGUUGUUUCUCAUUUAAAGGUCUUGAGCACCAGCGAAGCCCCUACAGUGGAGAUCUUGUCUUGGCUGUCUCUGGUGUGGCUCUCACUCUGAGCAUUCUCAACACCAUCUUCAUGGUGUUCCUCUGGUAUGUUAUUAUAUUUAUAAUUUUAAAAAAGCUGUGUUCGUUAAGAUUUAUCAUAUUUUGUAUUUAAACCUUUCAUUUUUCUUUGUUUUGCUGAAGGAAACACAGAAAGAACGUGAAGCCAAAAGAAGAGGACAAUACUUACACCACACUGGAUCACGUUAACAGAACGCCAGACUACGACGUCAUUGCCAAACGACAUUAGCAACGGUGGAACCAGACCUUCUCGCUCUCUCACUCCGCUUUUCCUGCAAAGACUUUAAAGAUCCUCUUUAACAUUUGAGUGUUCAUAAAUCAACAUUCUUCCUGCUGCUUCACAUAAAAUAUGAAUAACACAUUGUUCAUCACAGGAAUGACUUUCUCCAUGAAGCCUAUGAUGCUGUAUUCUGGCUUAUGCUUUAUCAGAAAAUUAUUGAUCCUGCUGUGUUGAUAAGGUUUAAAGUGGUGGAUGUUUUCUCUUUGACUGGAAUAAAAUUUGAUUAUCAAGGUUUGCAGUUUUUAUUUGGAUCAGAAAACAGGUUUUCACUGAAGUCACAUGUUGCUAAAAAAGCUGGUUGAGCAAAUUCAAAAAUGGUGUCAUCUUAGAGUUUGUGAAGCAGACAGAGUCCUAAGUGGACAGUUGACUCUCUGUCUACACAGUCCUUAUCACAUACAGCUAAGCAGAACAACAGAGUCAGAAGUUGUCAGCAUAAGAAGAAGAAAAAGGAGGAGGAGGAAGAGAAGGGCCAGCUGCCGUUUGGUCUUCACCAUCUUAGCCUUUAGGAGCCUCUUCUUGUUCGUCUCCUCGCUGCAGUGGGGUCAAAAAGUCUUUGUACAGUACAAGAGAGCAGCUGAGCCGACACUCAUAUCACAACAAACAUUUUGGUUGUAGAGACAAGAGACUCUUUAGCCACCACUGAUCGAUACUAUAUCUGUUCAUCAGAGGCAAUCUACACCUUUGAACUACUGCACUUUUUCACCUCUGGGUCACCAGCCUGAGAAAAUGCAGCAAGCCCCAAACCCAAGAGGCAACAGGAGGUCUUUUAGAUGACGGACAGCUGGUCCAGCUCAGCAAAUACGACAUGAGAGAGCUGGGAUCACUACUCCAAGAAGUGACCAGGAAGAGGCCAUCUCUGUGCUGAGUCAAAGAAAGCUCCACAAACUGUAGAAAAGGUUAUUUUCAUAUUUGCAGCCGAAAAAUCUGGAAAUGGUUAUCAGUGCAAUUUUCUUUAUUGAAACUGAUGCUAUUGCCAAUGUCAGACCUCCUUUAACUGUCUAGAUAAAAAAAUCAAAACCAGCUAAGUCUCAUGAUUAUUUUCAGGCAACUUGUUAGAAUUUUUUUCUGGCAUUUCUAAAAAUCAGAGCAGCCAGUUGAACAAGUUUUUGAUCAACUCCAUUAAGACAGUCACCCAAAAAAGAAUCAGCACUUUGGUUUUUCUGGUCCUCCUGAAAAGGUCAAUUUUUCCAUGAAUGUGAUUUGGCCCUCAGGAGCCCUCAUCAUUUUGAAGGCUGUGAUAGUUUGUGAGGAAAAAUGCUCGGAUGCAGCAGUUAACCUACCCUUGUCCUGAAAAGCGUUAUAUUGGGCAGAUUGUUAGCUGAAACUGCAGAUUCUUCUGUAUAAACAUUUAACAUCAGUUGCAUUCAGCUCACUGCCAGGAUUGCAUUAUAACAAACGUUUUUAUCUCUAUCUUCUCUAUGAAGGGCAAAUUUACCUGCAUUUAGAUGACUGCAGAUAUUUUCCUUCUCAGCUGCUCCUGAAGGGGACACUUUAUAAAAACUGAUGAAAACUGAUGUGACUCUGUAUGUAAAACAUUUCAAAUAAAGCAACUGUACACUGUGUGAAAUAAAAAAAACGACUUUGUGACUUCCUCAUUUGAAGUUAAAUGUUGCUGGUGUUUGAAAAGGCAGCUCAAAAUGUGAGAAACUUCACUUCUCUAAACAUCUCUCACCUCUGUUUGAAGGACCAGAAAAAAAGUAAGUCAAACUGAACUUUUGUAUGAAACAUGUCAAAUUUACAUGAUUGUUGCUGAACAGAAUUCUUAAAAACAUGUUAACUCACUAAAAUUCUCCUUAAAUGGGUGAACAUUGGACAAAGACAAAGAAACUCUUAAAUUUAAAGAGGAGAAAUCGUUUUCUGGACUGUCGGACUAUCUAACUCUGUAUUUCUGUUUUGCUUUUGAACAUUGAAACUGUUUUAAACAGCCACCUUUGACAAAUUACAGUUUUGUUUCAUAAAAGAAAAAUAAUCAUGAAUAGAUAUCACAUGUCUGUUACUUUUUACUUAUGUAGGCAGCAUAACUUCCCGUUUUUUCUCCCUUCGUCAUCUUACAACUUGUUUAACAACAAAGAUAUGUUGUAGCAAAAAGUGACCUUCAAAGAAUUUAUUAUAAUACAGGGGAAAAAAGUACAUAUUUUCCCUCUAUGGAAGACAGAUGAAUGUAAUCUAUCAACCUGCUGAGACAUGACUGUUUUUGUGGAUUCUUCUUUAUAUUUAGAUUUGAAAAAGGAAUUAUAGAUGUUCAAAAUACUGAUUAUUUACAUUUUUCUGAAGUUGUCACAUUCAAUGAUGGCCUCUAAAUGACCGUACUCUUUAAAUCUGAGUCUAUUUGGACAGGAUUCGUCCUAAACGUGAAAAUCUUGACAGGUGCAGUCUUCAGACUGUGUGGCGUUUCCAAACUGCCAGGAUGGCUGCAGCUCUGCCUCUCCUUCUCAUUGGCUGUCUGCUGCAAGGUGAGAUUUUCACCCACAUUUGGUACUUGAUCAGUAAAAUCUGGUAUUUAACUUGAUAUUUCUAUCUGGUCUUAUACAGAAGCAGGAAAAAGAAACAGUCUUGAGUUUUUGUUUGUAGGUUAUUGAUCAUUGAAAGUACUGUGCUCAGAUUUUGAGCAUUUCUUUAAACAAUAGUAUUGAAAUGACAUUAGAAAAGUAUGAAGCACUUGUUUCUAUUCAUAGAUGUGUUUUUUUCUGUUUCAGGUGCCAUUUGUCAAGAGUUUAAGGCCUUUCUCCCAAAGACUAUAGAGGUUUUAAAAGGAUCCUGUGUGACAAUCCCCUGCUCUUUUGACAUAGAGACACGAUUUAAAUCAAACUUGGAUAGCACAUGUAUCGCAAAAUGGAACCAAGGAAGCUAUGAUGGGCCUUUUGUGUUUCAUAGCAGUGACCCACAACAGAGUUCAAUCGGAGGAAAACUAACUGGAGUCUUGACACGAAAAGACUGCAGCACAACCCUGAAUAACAUGCAACCUCAGCACAGCAAUGAAUAUUUCUUUAGAGUGGAAUGUAAUAACGGUCUGAGAUAUAAUUUCAGAGAUGGAACACGUAUUUUAGUCAAAGGUAAGAUUCAAAGUCCAUUCAUUUUCACUUAAAUCAUGCAGCAGCUCUGUCACCUUGUUUUGUAUAAACUCCUUUGAAACAGAAAUAAAAUUAUAAACAAUAGAGAAGAAUGACUGCUCUACCUUCCCACCAGAACGCCCACCAAGACCCACUCUGACUCCGUCCACUCUGGAGGUCAAAGAGGGAACUGCAGUGAGGUUGACGUGUUCUGCUCCAGCUCCCUGUCUGUCUCUUCCUCCAACUCUGACAUGGACCCCAAGCCUGGGUGAAGUUCAGGAGACAGAGAGGGAGAAUCUGGACAAAACUAAAGUCAAGAUGUCUGUUGUAAACUUCUAUGCAUCACACCUCCAACACAGACAGAAAAUCUCCUGUACUGCUGUCUACAGAAAACAAGAUGGCAGCACUGAGUCAUCUGUAGACAGUUUAACCGCUGAAAUUACAUGUGAGUACAUUUUUCCUGUUUUAAGACUCAUGAACCGUGUGACCGAUUUCUCUUGCCUUUAAACACUAGAAGGAUAAUUUUUGUUAGAUGUAACACAUUUAAACUAACUGAGGACCAAGUUCUGCACUCUUGAGCAGUAGUAGUGUCACAAUUAGCUCUUUUGAUUCUAAUCCAAUUUUUGAGCAUUGAGUAUCCACUGAUACCAAGUCUUAAUCUGAUGCUUGUAUUUUCUUUGGAAAUAGAGCCGCACACCAUUUUUUGUCGUUUUCUACAAAAACUAAAGUAAAAAAAAGGCACUAAAAUUUUAUCUAACUCGGCUCUGCUUGGAAAAUUGGUCACAUUGCAUGAACUUCUUAAAUUGCCAAUCACUGAUCUAUAAAAGAUGCCAAGAUCAGGUUGGUUGGGAUCAGAAUUGAGACAUCUUUGGUGAAAUGCAAAUAAGUGGAGUUUCUCUGUUUCCCAUUGAAAAGGGCUCAUGAUCUAAAUUACAGUUAAAGGCACAUCAUAAGGUAAUUAAGGGUAAUUCACCCUACAUCUGAUAAACUAUACAUAACAAAAUAAAAUUAUUUUAAAUAAACAUUUCAGAUUCACCCCAAAGGACAACAGUGUCAGUCAGUCCCUCUGGUCCAGUUAAAGAACACACCACUGUCACACUGACAUGCACUUCUAAUGCCAACCCAACUGUAAAAGACUACACCUGGUACAGGGCUGACAGAGGCCAGGGGGCUUCUAUUGGGACUGGUCAAACUCUUAACAUAAAUGCUUCUCCUGACACUGAUCCAAUUUUCUGCAAGGCUGAGAAUAAACUGGGAACUGGACAAUCACGCAACACACAAAUAGAUGUUCAGUGUAGGUAUCAUUUGAAACCAUUGUAAUUAUGCAGGUGGGUCAAGCAUGAUGUUGUCAAGUCAAGUUCUUUUAACACACAUGAAAAGACUAGUGAUUAGGUGAAUGUUAAUAAUAACCAUCCUUAAGUUUUACAGAUUCUUAAAGCCACUGCACCAAGGAUUUUGCCAAGCAAAGUGCUGCUUACAAACGUAUUCUUAUAAGGCUGCAUGAAGAAGGUUCUGGUGAUCGCUGCACUGGCAGUUAUCAGGGCACAUCUGAAAUUAAGCCCAGGUCAUUAAAGCACCAUCCUCUGGGUAUCACACAAUCAAACAACAGUGGUUGCACUGGUUAAUAUGAUGAGGACCACUUUGGAAAUGAAAAUAUUGAGUUGUCUGAUAAACUCCUUACAUAUAAUAUAAAUUAUUUUACAUAUAUUUCAGAUUCGCCCAAAGGGACCACGGUGUCAGUCAGUCCCUCUGGUCCAGUUAAAGAACACACCACUGUCACACUGACAUGCACUUCUAAUGCCAACCCAGCUGUAAAAGACUACACCUGGUACAGGGCUGAUGGAGGCCAGGGGGCUUCUAUUGGGACUGGUCAAACUCUGAACAUAAAUGCUUCUCCUGACACUGAUCCAAUUUUCUGCAAGGCUGAGAAUGAAGUGGGAGUUGGACGAUCAAGCAACACACAAAUAGAUGUUCAGUGUAGGUAUCAUUUGAAACCAUUGUAAUUAUGCAGGUGGGUCAAGCUCAACUAUGACAUUCCUGGGAAGACUCGUGCACAAAAAAGGGAAGUGGAAGUCUAAAACCAGGGAGUCAGAAAAACACAACCAAACAUCAACUAGCACCACAUGUUGGGAUGAGCUGUGACCGUCUGUGAUGAACUACUGAUAACGUUGUGUGGAUCAUUUUUUGUAGAUUCACCCAAAGAGACCACAGUGGUGGUCAGUCCCUCUGGCCCAGUAAAAGAAGGCAGCAAUGUGACUCUGGCAUGCAGCAGUAGAGCCAGCCCAGCUGUUCAGAACUACAACUGGUACAGAGUCGACGGCAGCCAGGAGAUCACUAUCGGGACUGGACAGGUCAUCGAUUUCACAGCUUCUAGAGAGAGUGUCUCUCUUUUCUGCACAGCUCAAAAUGACCUUGGAGCCGGGCGAUCCAAUGUCAGUCAUGUAGAUGUUCAGUGUAGGUACCAUUCCUCCAUUACUGAUUACAUUUUUCAAGGAGCUCUUAAUUUUAUAAGCUUAUUCUAUAACAUUAAUUUAGCUUUUUAUUAUGAAAGGUACACUGUUUGUUAGAUGUUUACUGUUAACACCAGAAGUUCAAUUUUCAAUCGAAUGGGAGGUGUUUUGAAUAGUUCCCAUGCCACCCAAUUCUGUCCUUUAUUGACUUACUAAGGUUACUACUAUCAAGUUUAAAGUUAAGUGUCUGAUUUUUGAGGCCUCCCCGACCUAUCUCAGUCAAACCACUGACUCUUGGACAAUUAUUCUGACCUGCUCUCAGGCCGUGCUAUGAGGCCGAGGGUUUUCUUUAUGGCCUACUCUUUUAGUCAAUGAAUGAAAAAUUCAGCAAUGCCACAAAUAAAUCCAGAAACUCUGAAUUUAAAUGGAGAAAAACUACAGAUUUAUCAUUGGGCCAGACGAAAAAAAGGUUUAUGAGUAAAACAGCAUUUUCUUUAACUCAUUCACUAAGAAAAUUUCACAGUUUUUCUUUUACGGCAGCGCACUUAAUCUGUCAUCAGAAAAAGCGGUAAAGCAUGUCCUAAAUGUACUCUUCCUUUCUCUGUUUUCCGCGUUCAUUACAGUUGCUCCUCAGAUCCUGCCCUCAUCUGAUUGCAACAAAACUGUGGACCAGGUCAAAUGUUCUUGUAAGACUUCAGGGAACCCUCCCCCCACUUUACACUGGUAUUUGGAUGAGUUACCUGUCAAUACUUCAGGCCAGUCUGAAAUCAGAUAUGUGCCUGAAAAUGGCACAAAUGUGAGCCUCAUCACAGUGAGUCAGGCACAGUGGAGGGAUCAUACUUUACUUUGUCGCAGCUCCAACUCGCUGGGGUCUGCAACUCUACAGUUUUAUUUCCUCCAUGUACCAAAAACUACAACAGAAAGUCAAGGUUAGUCUCAGAGCUGAACUCAAAUGUAUAACAUAAUGACUCAACACUAAACUCUUGUACCACCUGAUCUUACUGUCCUUAUCUUUUCUAUGUUUCAGACCUCGUCGUGGUACUUAUCCUUGUCGCCACAGUUGUUGCACUAAUAGUGCUAGUAUGUGCCCUACUCUUUGUCAUCAGGUAAGUUCACAAAGCCAACUAACAUGGGUUAUUUUUUGAUAGAUUUUCUUGUUUUGUUUUCAUACAAAUUUAAGGUCCUUACACACUGGGAGCGUUUUUGUCGUGCGAUUAUUUCGGACAUCAAUAUUUUUUUUUAACCUGUAUCCUGUCAAUACAAGCGUUCACAUCAGCGACGUUUUCUCUUCCUGUGAUACUGCGUCAUUUAUUUUUUCGGAUCGCGGUUGAUUUUUCUAAAGUUUUGCUUACUGUGUGUCCACUUCUAAACAAUCAGAUAGCAUGUUGUUGCGACGUCAGAUUCACUGGUAUAUCCAACAUGGCCGACCGACUGAUUGUUUGUGUCUGAGAACAGAGUACUUUUUGAUAAAAGACACAAACAUUACAAAGAUAACAAUCUGAAGGACAACUUGUGGAGAGUCGUAAUGUCGGAUCUCUUAUAUGACGAUGGUUUGUGUGCUUUAACAGUUUGCUAAACGCCUUUGUUUUAACUUUAAUCUUUGCUAACGUAAGCCAACUGUUGUUACCAUAGUUUCAUGUGCUUAUCUUAUCACCUCUGAUUGGCUAUAAGUGUUGACCGUUCGAGCUUGAGCGCGUGAUGACGUUUCCAGCUUUUCUAGCCAAUCAGAGGUGAAGGAGGUGGGACUUUUCCUGGGAAAAGUCUUACCUGGGAUGCGCCCCCCCCUAUAGACUAUAAAAAAAGGCAAUGCACCUUUAAGAAGGUCAUGGGGGCACAUCAUCUAUCUACAAGCUGAACUGGAAUGCAAUGAAAGUUGACCAUACCUCCAAGAGCCAUGUGUUUGUCAUCAUAGACAAUGGUAGAUGGGUUCAGAGACUGCAUGUCAGUGGAUCCACCUUUGAAAUCAGUUUGUUGAAAAGAUCACAGACUGAAUACCAAUGAAAUCUCUAUUUAAUUUGAGCAACUCCUGUUUUUCACCUUUGUCGUUUACCGUUCCCCUCUGGGUGAUUGAUGACUGAGCAGUGGAAAAACAAAAAUGUUUCAAGAUGCAUACUGGUUCAAUACUGUGCUGCGUUUUUCAGAGCUCAGAAGUCUCAUCAAAACCUGCUGAAGAGUCAGUGUCCAAGUAACACCAGCACAGUAGCUAUGAACCAGCUUCAACCAAGUGGUGAAGAAAAUGAGGUAUUUAGCCCUUGAGUGGUGUAGUUGAGAUUUGCUUGGAGAACAGAUUUUCCUUACCAUCAGUGUUUUCUCUCGAUUGUAGGUACCCACGACAAAAGAUGAGGACAUUUAUGCCAACACCACUGAGCUGGAGAAGGAUGAUGUUGCUCAACCUGCCACGACUUCUGAGCCAAACAGCACUAGCUUGCCAAGCUCUGACCAAAACAACACCAGUGGUGCAGGCAACAGCUCAGAAGAGACGACCGUGGAAAGUAAGGAUGCCAUUUACUCUAACGUGACUUGGAAGAGGAAGAGCAAGAUAAGGAAAGAGGGAGAUGGCACAAACCUGCUGGACAGCUCCUAUCCUCAAGAGGAGAUGAGCGUGGAGAGAGGGUUGACAGGAGAUUUUGUGAACAAUGCAGUGGAGAUGGGGAAUCUGUAUGGUCAGGUGAAGCCUAGAAAUGUAAGGAAGGAAUCAGAAUGCGAGUAUGCCCAGGUUAAAUUCAGACACAGUGCUGUGCAGAAAUAGAUCACAGUUCUAUUAUAGGGACUAGCCCUGUAAACAGCUCUUAGGAAUACCAUGCUCUCUUAUACAGGGGUUUGAAAUUCUAAAUCUAAGAUGUGGGUGGAAAAGUUAAUUUGAAUGCUUAAACCUAACUGCAAGGAGAAUUAGAUUGGUAAUGUACUGUUAUAAUGUUACCCUGGAGAGAUGCCAAGCAAAGAAGACUCGAGAUGGGUCAAUUCAUUGGAUAAUCAAUAAAUCCAGCUGAUUAAUGACAUUUUGAUAUUCAGCAUCACCAUCUCUAACUGAUAACACAUUUUCCACCCAAAAUGAACAUAUAUGAAAUACAAACAUUACUGGCUUGUGUUUGAUACAAAUUGAUGUGCUGUACAGAAUAUGCCUAUUGUACUGUAUGUUCUAUUGAUGUUACCAUGGUCAUUAGUGUUAGGAUUUUUGUAAUAUUUUACUGUAUUUUAAGGUUAUAUUUACAAAGGAGUAGGGAGUCCUAAUGAGACCUUCCUAAGUUCAUUUCAAUAAUAACAGAGAUAUUUGAUAUUUUCCACUUUUUAUACAUGACAAUAGCAAAAAACCUUUAAUGAGGAGCCUCAGUUGCUCAAUUGGUGAUUUCAUUCCGAUAUGCCGAAGUUCUUAGCUUGACAAUCAAUGUUUGGCUCCAGCAUGUUAUGUUAGCUGCGAGUCACAUCUGUUUUUACAAAGAGUCCAAUUAAUGUACAGUCGGUAAAUACAGCCAUACUUCUGCAUUGCAAAAAAAAAAAUAUGUACAUAUUUAUAAUCAUAUAUAAGGGAUGCUGUAUUUUUACAUUUGUUGUUUUCCUGAUAAUAUUGUUUAGGUUUUGUAGAUUACUUUACUAAAGUGUACUUUCUGUAUUCAACUUGUCAAGAGCCAAGACAAUCUGUCAAGUUUGUGUGAAUAAAUAACCAUGUGUUCAGUAUUCUUUUUAUGACAA